ACACGGACCGCAGGGGGUGGCAGGGGGAGCGGUUCUGAGAGGCCCGAGAGUCGGGGAUGGAGCCGCGCCGGAAGGGGACCAGGGCAACCGGGCCCGAGCGGGAGGAGCCCGCCUGACCAGAGCACUCUGACUACAGGACGAUGACGGCGGGGAGCCCCGGAGCCCGCGGGGAGGCACAGAGCCCAGAGUCCCCGAGUCUGCCCUCGGCCCCAGCCCGAGCCCUCCGCCGCCUGGGCCGCCGCCGGCGCCUGGGCCGCCGCCGCUGCUCCCAGCCCGAGCUGUUGGGGCUACGGGCUCGGCUGCGGCUGCGCUCGCCGUCGGGGGCCUUCGCGGUGCUGGGGGCGCUCGUGGUGCUGGUGGGCAUGGCUGUGGCCGUGGCAGGUUACUGGCCCCACCGCGCGGGGACGCCGGGGGCCCGGGCGGCCAACACCUCGGCGCCGGCAGAGAUACGACGGUCGGGCCGUCUCUCGGGCCCCUCCGAGAAGCUGAGGCUCCUGGGACCUGUGGUCAUGGGCGUGGGCCUCUUCAUCUUCAUCUGCGCCAACACGCUACUCUACGAAAAUCGCGACUUGGAGACCCGACGGCUCCGCCAAGGGGCACUUCGGGCACAGGCACUGCGACCCCCCGACAGCCCUGCCUGGGACAGCGGCAUCAGGACUGCCUUGCCGCCUGGAGGGGCCUGGCAGCCCGAGAGAAGAGACUUCUCGCCCCGUCGGGGCGCUUCCCCAGUCCCGUCCGUGCGGAGCCUGCAUUCGGAGCCCCCGAGCCUCCGCCCGGCCCUGCCCGCCCCGCCACUCACCAGGUGGUCGCUGAGAGCCCCAGGGCCGCGGGGGGAGCCCUCCCCACCCUGGAGCCCGCGGGGCAGGCUGGGACACGUGGUCAUCGCCGUGCAGCCGCAGGUUCUUGCAGGGCACUCCAAAUCUCUGGACUUGGGGCGAGGAGGGGUGCUGCUUGGAACCCCGCCCGGCCACGAUCGCGCACAUCGCAGCUGGCCCCGCCUGGACCUGCUCAGCCUGGGCGGUUAUACCAAACUGGAUGGCGGUGGGGACUUAGGGGCCCGAGUCUGAAGAGCUCCAGGCACAUACUUCUAAAAGACUGCAGUGUGUGCAACAACGUGGUGAGAGUAGUUCAGAGGCGUUCGGAUGCCAUCGCAGAGCA
Molecule: messenger RNA, 1158 nt
Organism: Phascolarctos cinereus (koala)
Lineage: Eukaryota; Metazoa; Chordata; Mammalia; Diprotodontia; Phascolarctidae
Gene: TMEM200B
Product: transmembrane protein 200B
Source: RefSeq, a predicted model, not a curated record